UCUGUUUUUUUUUUUUUUGUUUAUAAACACAACAAAAAUAAAAUAAACAAAAACAAAUAGUAAACUUGUUGAAUUGUUGAUGUAGUUAGUUUAAUUAUUAAAAAACCAUAAUGUCAAUAUUUCAUUUACGUAAUAAUUCAAGUGAUGAUAGUUUUCCAAAAUUUACAAAACCAAAAAUCAUUGGUUAUUUUAGUCUUAAUUCUGAAAGAUCUUGGUCUCAAGAUGCAAAACAAUUAGGUUAUUAUUAUCCACUAUCAAAGUUACAAAAUAAAAUAAAUUUUGAUUUAAAUCAAGGUAUUGAUAAUGUUAUACGUAAAGCUAGUAAUCUUGAUGAAAAAAUUGAUCAUUUAUUAAGAUGGAUUAAAUUAAAUUCUGAUAAAUUAACAACAACACCAGAUUCUAAAAAAUGGAUUGAUGCAGAUUUUGUAAUUUAUCGUGGACAAUUAACAAAAAUAAUGAAAUCACUUUAUGAUUUUAAAGAAGGAUGGAUCUUGUGUGCUGUUAAAUUUAAAGGAACAAUUUAUAUUUGUUCAUUUGAUACUGAUGAAGAUAAAGCUGCUGCUGAAAAUAUAACACCUCAACAAAAACAAUUUAUGUCAUGGGGUUUUAAAUUUGAAAAAUAUUUAUUAACAAAUGAUCCAACUGUUCCACCACAACCAGAAAAGCCAGUCAAUGAAAAUGAAGAAUUUGAUUGUGUUUUUACAACACGUUUAAAUGAUAAAAAAAUAUUAUAUGGAGCUGAAGUUGAUGGUUUAUAUUCUAAUGAAAAAAUUAAUGAACCAUUACCACUUGAUAGAUUAUCAUUUGUUGAAUUAAAAACAUCAAAAACAAUUUAUAAUAAUCAUCAACAAAGAACACUUGAAAAAUAUAAAUUUUUACGUUGGUGGUGUCAGAGUUUUCUGGUGGGCAUUGAAGAUAUUCUUUGUGGUUUUAGAAAUGACAAUGGAAUUAUUGAAAGUAUUCAACAAUUUCAAGUUUCACAAAUGGGUAGAAAUUACAAGCAUUAUUGGAGUGCUGGAAAAUGUAUGAAUCUUUUGGAUAAUUUUCUACAAUUUGUCAAGAAUAAUGUCCUUGAAGAUUAUGAUAAUAAAAUCUAUGUAUUUGAACGAAUGCCAUUUGAAGAUAUAAAAGUAACAACAGCAUCACCUCAUUCGAAAUAUGCUUUUCUACCGACAUGGUUUACCCAACAGUAAAUUCAUUUAAAUUGUUAAAAUUUAAUUACCUAAUUUUGAUAAAUAUUUUUAAAAUGUUUCUAAAGAAUUUAAUUGUUCUUAUCACAAUAAUCAUAUAUUGUUUUUUCUUUUUGUUUUUAAAUGUAUAUUAUUUCAUUUAGCUAUUUAUUUUUUUAUAUUUAGUUAUUUUUAUUUUGACUAAUGUUAAAACAAUUCUAAUAUUUUAAACUGAGUUACGUGAAAAAAAAAACUGUAAAUGCAUUGCAAAGUUUGUAAAAUAUAUAUUGUACUUCCAAGAAAAACAAAACAAAUUAAUUUUUAUAACUUAGAGAAAGAAAAAAAAAAACUAAGUCCAGAUUUAGAACAGUGAUUCAUUGUUUAAUGUACCAAGAAAAAUAUAAUCUUAUCGGUAGCGUACUCAUUAUAAUAAGUUGUUGAUAAGUAAUUUAUGAUUCAAUAUAUUUUUUUAUAUAAAAGGACACAUAGUAUGAAGCUCAACCAUUCGAAAAUAUUAACAGAAUAAAAAAUAAAUAAAUACAAAUAAUAAACGGUCAAUUUUAAAAGCAUUGUUGAUAAAUCAUUGUCACUUUAAUACUGACUAAGUAUUGUAACAACAAUUUAAGUGUUACUAGAAAAAUACAACGAUAGUUUUAUUUUUACAAAUAAUAAAUUAAUUAAUUAAUUAAUAUUUACUGUGAACUGUAAACAACAUUCAAAUGACAAAUUAAUUAAUAAAAAAAAAUAAUUGAAAAAAAAGAAA
This is a messenger RNA of Aphidius gifuensis, 1932 nucleotides long. RefSeq names its product decapping and exoribonuclease protein-like. The record is from RefSeq and is a predicted model, not a curated record. NCBI's taxonomy places the organism in Eukaryota, Metazoa, Arthropoda, Insecta, Hymenoptera, Braconidae. Gene Ontology annotation, molecular function: mRNA 5'-diphosphatase activity. Gene Ontology annotation, cellular component: cytosol; nucleus. Bases 111 to 1193 code for a protein of 360 amino acids. Gene Ontology annotation, biological process: NAD-cap decapping; nuclear-transcribed mRNA catabolic process. The transcript has 3 exons.